AGAGUUGGCAGUUCUGUCUCGCAUUUGUAAACAAAUUUCUCGAGCUCCUUAAUAAACUUUACAAUUUUUAAUCAAAAACAGACAAGAUGGGUAAAAGACAACAUCAAAAGGAUAAAAUGUACCUCACGUACACGGAAUGGAGUGAGUUGUACGGCGGGAAAAAGGUGGAAUCCGCGGAGAACGACCAUGUCAAGUUCAAGCGGCUUCCAUUCGAGCACUGCUGCAUCACUAUGGCGCCCUUUGAGAUGCCCUACUGCGACCUCCAGGGCAAUGUCUUCGAGUACGAGGCCAUCCUGAACUUCCUAAAGACCUUCAAGGUGAAUCCCAUCAACGGGCAGAAGAUGGACUCCAAGUCCCUGAUCAAGCUGCACUUCCACAGGAAUGCCAACGAUGAGUACCAUUGCCCCGCCUUGUUCAAGCCCUUCAGCAAGAACUCGCAUAUCGUGGCGGUGGCCACCACGGGAAAUGUCUACUGUUGGGAGGCCAUCGACCAGCUGAACAUUAAGACCAAAAACUGGAAGGAUCUGGUUGAUGAUACGCCCUUUCAGCGCAAGGACAUCAUCACCAUACAAGAUCCUCAAAGGAUUGAAAAGUACGACAUAUCCACCUUCCAUCACAUCAAAAAGAACCUGCGAGUUCUCACGGAGGAGGAGCAGCUGGAGCGGAAGAAUCCCGGCAGCAUGCGCAUCAAGACUAUGAACCUAGAGACCAAGGAGACGCUGGCACAGCUGCAGCAGGACUAUCAGCCGGCGGAGGAGGAGCCCUCCACCUCCAAGCGCACAGCCGAUAAGUUUAAUGCCGCCCACUAUUCAACUGGAGCGGUGGCCGCCAGUUUUACAUCCACCGCCAUGGUGCCCGUGUCCCAAAUAGAGGCGGCAAUUAUAGAUGACGAUCUGGUAAAGUACGAGCGGGUUAAAAAGAAGGGCUACGUUCGUUUAAAUACCAAUCAUGGCCCCCUCAAUCUGGAACUCUUCUGCGACCAAACUCCUCGAGCCUGCGACAACUUUAUUAAGCACUGCGCCAAUGGCUACUAUAACAAUGUUAUGUUCCAUCGAUCCAUUAGGAAUUUUAUUGUGCAAGGAGGCGAUCCAACCGGCAGUGGUUCUGGUGGUGAAUCCAUUUGGGGCAAGAAGUUCGAGGACGAGUUUAAGCCAAAUCUCACGCACACCGGCCGAGGUGUUCUCUCCAUGGCCAAUUCUGGACCCAACACCAAUGGCUCUCAGUUCUUUAUAACCUACCGCUCCUGCAAACAUCUCGAUGGAAAGCACACCAUUUUUGGCAAGCUCGUCGGCGGCUUGGACACGCUUCAGAAGAUGGAGAACAUCGAGGUGGACAACAAAGACAGACCCAUUGAGGACAUCAUCAUUGAGAGCUCUCAGGUCUUUGUGAAUCCCUUUGCCGAGGCAACCGAACAGUUGGCCAAGGAGCGCGAGGAGGAGGCGGCCAGCAAGGAGGAGACUGUCAAGAAGGAGGAGCAGCAGAAGCGCUUGAAGGAGCCCUUGAAAGUGUAUAGGGAUGGUGUGGGCAAGUACCUGAAACUACAGGCAGUGGCCAAGAAGCCGGACUCGUCGCUUUCUGCCACCCAAGCAGCCAAGAAAAAAAAACUAGCAAAUGGUUUUGGAAAUUUCUCCAGCUGGUAGUCGUUGCCCUUGCAAAAAUUAAAAAAGUUUAAGAGAUUGUAUGUUGGUAUAAAAAUA
Drosophila elegans is the source of this 1697-nucleotide messenger RNA. Its product is annotated as RING-type E3 ubiquitin-protein ligase PPIL2. NCBI's taxonomy places the organism in Eukaryota, Metazoa, Arthropoda, Insecta, Diptera, Drosophilidae. The coding region runs from base 87 to 1640 and encodes 517 amino acids. The transcript has 4 exons. Gene Ontology annotation, biological process: protein folding; protein polyubiquitination; protein peptidyl-prolyl isomerization. Gene Ontology annotation, cellular component: catalytic step 2 spliceosome. Gene Ontology annotation, molecular function: peptidyl-prolyl cis-trans isomerase activity; ubiquitin-ubiquitin ligase activity. The record is from RefSeq and is a predicted model, not a curated record.